Molecule: messenger RNA, 601 nt
Organism: Pseudomassariella vexata
Lineage: Eukaryota; Fungi; Ascomycota; Sordariomycetes; Amphisphaeriales; Pseudomassariaceae
Exons: 1
Coding region: 83-586 (167 amino acids)
Molecular function (GO): protein dimerization activity
Source: RefSeq, a predicted model, not a curated record
CCUAUACUAACCUAUUUACACUGUUUAGGUCAAUCUUUCCGAGUUUGUUCAACCAACCGUAGCUCGAGACUCUAUUACCUUUAUGUCGUCGUGGCCGACUGCAACGCCGGGGUGCUUUCCGCCAGAGCCCGAUCGACCGUGGGACUACCCAUGGAGCUCAACAGAUAUGAGCGUCAGUCCUCAGCAUAUCGGUCUUAUUCAGCCAGACAACCCAUCAGCGCGGCUAUUACCGACGGUCUCCAGAUUACGAUCCGCCUCCCGACAGUCUAAGAAUGCAAAGCCAGCUGCAAACGAAGAAGAGCGCAAGAAGCGAAAGGUCCAUCAUCAAGCCGAGAUGAAGUACCGAGAUAGGUUGACUAAAGCAUUCGAAAGACUGUACAAUAUUCUCUCAGACGGCACGGACAGCUCUGAGGAGGACGCCAAAACAGUUACCAGAUCAGAAAUACUGGAUAUGGCGACAUCAGAGAUAGCUUCCUUGCGAGGUCGACUGACGUGUUAUGGGCGCGAUGAUAAGGCACUGAAAAGAUUGGGCAUCGACGGACAGAUGGUGAUGCAGUCUACUAUGCAUAAAAUAAGUAGGAUUUGAAAUGAUUAUUCCGUU